AUGCCAUUCGAGGACAUACCUGCAAAGCCGGAUCAGUUACCGUAUAUGUUCGAGGGAGACAUCCUAUUGACAGAGGAUCAGCUGCAAACUAUUAUACGAUGCUAUUCAAUGAUUGGACGUGUCGGAUCGCGGUCGCAGCAGGUUUCUAUAGGAUACGGCUGCACCUCCCUGGGCACCGUAACUCACGAAAUUGGACAUGCCCUCGGUUUCUAUCACGAACAAGCACGAUACGAUCGUGAUUCCUACGUGCAGAUCGUCGCUCAGAACAUUCAAAAUGGCUAUUUGAGUCAGUUUACCAAGCAAUCCAGAUCAGCUAUGCAGGAUUACGGUGUCGGUUAUGACUUCGGAUCUGUGAUGCACUACGACCAGUUCGUGAGUGCACCUAAACUGUCAACUAUUUAG
This is a messenger RNA of Ostertagia ostertagi, 402 nucleotides long. NCBI's taxonomy places the organism in Eukaryota, Metazoa, Nematoda, Chromadorea, Rhabditida, Trichostrongylidae. The record is from the annotation of a GenBank genome assembly.